Molecule: messenger RNA, 5172 nt
Organism: Cyclopterus lumpus (lumpfish)
Lineage: Eukaryota; Metazoa; Chordata; Actinopteri; Perciformes; Cyclopteridae
Gene: cd109
Product: CD109 molecule
Exons: 32
Coding region: 811-4956 (1381 amino acids)
Cellular component (GO): extracellular region
Molecular function (GO): endopeptidase inhibitor activity
Source: RefSeq, a predicted model, not a curated record
GUUCCUUGGUGAACAUUUUACUUACUACUUAGAGGUUAAAACAUGACCCCACAAUGUCAGCUCAUCCCCUCCCUGCUGCUAUUUUGACACACACUUUUAUAUAUAAUAUUAGAUAUAAUUAAUUAUUAUAAUAAUAUUUAAUUAGAUAUGAUAUUUGACGUCUCUUUUUUUUCCAGUUCGAAAUGAACGGUAUUUCCGUCACUCAAUAACACCCCGCUGUUCUGUUAUCACAAAGUAAUUAAAAUACCACAUUCACCACCUAAACCCUAACCCUAUGAAUUAGUUUUUUCCGAGGACGCAGUAUAAAGUAAUAACAUGUCUCCAAAAGCAAUACAGAUUAAAAUAGCAGCGGUUUAGUUUUCACACAACAUGUAAAGAAUAAAACUCUCAGGUGGUUUUGUGUCACACAGUGCACACCAGGUCGUGUUCUUUCUGACAUCCAAGACGUGCUUCCUUCAUUAUGGAUAAACACCAACGUCUCUCUCUCUGUGCUGUGGACAGGCCGGGAUUGUCAAACCCUAAAAAAGACAGAUGAGACGCAUCCCCCCUGGGCAAAGGGCGUUAAGAGUGUGUGAACUCCUCCUUUUGUGUGUGUGUGUGUGUGUGUGACAAAGAAUAUACGUGUGAUAAUAUGUGUGUGUGUGUUUGUGUUUGUGUUUGUGUAUGCAUGGGAGUGCGCCGCCACGGGGCGCUGGCGGACAGACAGGAGGAGGGGUUUCUUCACUCGUAGGUCCGGGUCACUUCACGAAACGGUCGCUGUCAGUUGUCUGAACCGGGCGUUGAACGUGUGUCAAACCGAGGACCAGCAGCAUGGAUGGGAUCUGGGCUCUGGUUGUGUGCGCAGGAGUUGUGUGUUCGGCCGUGCCCGGUUGGACCCAGGACUCAUCCAGGACAUUGUUUCUGAUCUCAAGUCCAGAGGUGGUGCAUGCUGGGACACCCACUUCGCUGGCUAUCACUGUCCUUGCUGACUUCCCUGGCAGGGUGACUGCUGAGGUGGCACAUGGAAACACCAGAGUUGCCCAAACAGAGGACUUCCAAGGAGGGUUGACCAGCGUUCUCACACUGCCUCCUAUUCUUGGAACGACAACUGCGGAUUCCCCCUUAAACUUGACGGUGAGGGGCUACCGAGAGAACAAUCUCAUUUUCACCAACACCUCAACCCUCCGCUUCAGCCCCAGGAAUGUCUCCACCUUCAUUCAAACGGACAGAUCACGCUACCAACCAGGCGACACCGUCAAAGUCAGAGUUGUGUCUGUACAGCUGGAUAACCGUCCGUACAAAGGCCGAGUGGAUAUCUCGAUACAGGAUCCCAGAGGGAACAUUGUCGACAGGUGGGAAUCCACAGGGAACCUGGGGAUUGUGUUGUGGGAAUUCAGUCUAUCCCAGACCAUCCCAAAUCCUCUUGGACAGUGGGUGAUCACAACCACAAUCAACGGCGUCAUUGAUGCGAGAGCCUUUACUGUGGAGCAUCACGAGCAUCCUCACUUCGAAGUGCUUCUCAAGACGCCUUCACAGGUCCUCGUUGGAGAUGACAUAUCAGGAUCAGUGAGAGCCCUGUACCCAAGUGGACAACCUGUGCAUGGAACACUAACUGUCUCGGUCACUCUGGUGCCCGAUGCUGCAUCACCAAUCACGCUAACGCAAACUAAAUCGAUCUAUGGGUCAACACAGUUUUCCUUCAGCAACGCUCUGCUUGAAGGAAAUAGUGGCGGUGUACAUGUUGCUGUCUGUGUCACUGACAACUCCUCAGGAGUUAGCGUGAAGCAAACUGUUGAGGUCCAGCGCACGAGGAACACUUUCCAGCUGGCGUUCCAUGAUUCGGCCCCUACACUAAAGCCGUCUUUACUCUUCGCUACGAAACUAAGGAUCUCUAGAUAUGACAGAAAGCCGCUCGGCGCACAGGAUCUGACUCACUCUGCUGUGAUUGAAGUCACUCAGACGACAUCCACGAUGAAUACUGAAGCUACAACUCUGACACUUGCAGUGCCGGAGGACGGGAACAUCCACGUUCAGUUCAAGUUACAGGAGCGAGUCGGGAGGCUUUUUAUCAGGGCAAGGUUCCAAUCCAGUGAGGAGACUCUGACUGUCGACAUCAACCACUCGUCUCCGAGUGGCUCCUACAUACAGAUCUCCCCAAACGACACCUUACCUGCACAGAUUGGAUUGCCUCUUCAGAUCGAUGUGAAGAGCACCUUUCAAACAACUAACCUGCACUUUGUGGUGAGCUCUAGAGGUCAAGUGGUGGCCGCUGGGACAAAGAAUGCCUCCUCUUUUUCUCUGACCCCAACAGUGUCCUGGUCCCCUGAGGCCUGCGUCACUGUCUACUGCAUCCUCUCUGACGGAGAGGUCACCAUGGACACAGUGUACAUCCCCAUCAACCAACACAACUAUGGCUCUCUGAGCUGGAGCACUGACAAGGCUCAGCCGGGUGAGCAGGUAUCGCUCACCGUGACGGGGCUGGAGCCGAGAUCCAAGUUGGGAAUCGUGGUGAUGGGGGCGCAUGAUGACGCUCCGCAGGCUCACCUCGACUUAAAAGUGGAGCAGGAAUGUAAUAUUAGGAUGCUGACCAAUGCCAGACUAUAUCAGAAAAAGAAGCCUGAUGGACCUGAACAAGACAGAGAUGACCUCACGGUAGAUAAGUAUUGGAGCCAUUGGAUGGAUGCCACUGAAUCCUUGCUAUGGUUCGACACUAGUGUUACUAAUCAAACGUGGACCAGUGGGAACAUAGCGGUGCCAGAUGGCGUUGCGUCUUUGAGAGCUUUUGCACUGGUGAUGUCGGACACCCUGAGCCUGAAAUUCACUCCUGUGCCACAAAAGCUGACCGUGUCCAAAGAUUUUUCCUUGACUCUGGAUUUCCCAUCAUACCUAAUCAGAGGAGAGGAGAUUGUGCUGGAGGUGAACAUCAUCAACCAUUUAGAGCAUGACAUAGAGGUAAUUGUUCUGUUAGCCCAGAGUGAGGCCUUCGAGUUUGUUUUGGCAGACAAAGGGGAUGCCUCUGUGGUAAAUGCCCAGAAACUCACCAUGGGGAGUCAUGUGGCUGCUUCAGCGCUGUUCCCUAUAAGGCCUGCAGGUCUGGGAGAGAUGGAAAUAUCUGUGGAUGCCGUAUCCGCGGAGGCCUCAGACAGCCUUGUUUGGAGAGUGCUUGUAAAGCCUGAGGGAGUUGAACAGUCCUUCACAGAGAAUCUGUUCCUGGAGAUGGCACCAACAAAAUACAACAGCUCCAGAUCCGUCUCCUUCUCCUUUCCACCAGAUGUGGUAGCGGGCAGCCAGAGGGCCCAUGUGACAUUGGUCGGUGAUAUCUUGGCCUUGUCCAUCAGCAACUUGGAUUCUCUGGUUCAGAUGCCUCUUGGUUGUGGGGAGCAGAACAUGAUCCACUUUGCUCCAUGUGUUUAUGUUCUCCAGUACUUGGACAAUUUAAUUGGCAAUAAAGAGAUCAAGAACAGGGCUCUGGGCUACAUGAUGGAAGGAUAUCAGAGACAACUGUCCUACCAACGAGACGAUGGUUCAUUCAGCGCUUUCGGAGCCAGCGACACCUCUGGUAGCACAUGGUUGACGGCCUUCGUGCUGAGGUGCUUCCUCCAGGCUCAGCGCUACAUGCAGGUAGACCAGAGUGUCCUGACCAGAGCCAUGACGUGGCUCUUGAAGCACCAGGGGCCCCAGGGUGAGUUCAGUGAGGUGGGCAGGUUGAUCUCCACGGAGAUGCAGGGAGGACUGGAUGGUGGUUCAGUGGGACUCACUGCCUACGUACUGAUGGCACUGCUGGAGGACGACAGCUAUGCGGAAAUGUACCCGGGCAAUGUGUCCCUGGCUCAGAGGUACCUGGAGAACAAAGUGUCCAGUCGCGCGGUGGUCAGUAACUACAGCCUGAGUCUGGUGGCCUACGCCUUAGCUCUGGCCAGUAGUCCUGUGGCGGGCGCUGCCCUGGAUGAGCUCAGCAGGAGAGCCGACUACAGAGAUGGAGUCAUGACGUGGGCAUCCUCUGCUGGCCUGGAGUCACAUGACUGGCAGACGCGCUCGGCACAGAUCGAGAUGGCCUCUUAUGUGCUGCUGGCUCUUUACCGGCGUGGCAGCUUGGUGGAGGCCAUUGAACUGUUGAAAUGGUUAAGCAAGCAGAGAAACCAUUUGGGAGGCUACGGGACGACACAGGACACGGUGGUGGCCCUCCAAACCCUGGCUUUUUACGCGGCAUUCAGCGGCGCCAACGCCAUCGACCUCCGGCUCAACAUAUCUGCUCCGGCGUCUUCAUUUGUGUCACUUUUUAGCAUCAACUCCAGCACCUAUCUGACGUGUCAGCGCCAAGAGAUCAAUUCUGACAAAGAUCUAAACCUACAUAUAUACAUGGAGGGAAGAGGAUUUGCAAUAUUUCAGAUGAAUGUCUUUUACAACUUGGAGACCAAAGCUUUUUCACAGAAGCUGCAGCAUACCAAAGACGAGGAGGCUUUCUCAUUAAAUGUUGAUGUUACUGUUGAAAUGGACCACAAUCACAUGCUGUUAUCUAUAUGCACGGGGUUAAAGGACAGUCAGGUGAUCUCUCAUACGGGCAUGGUUAUAUUGGACGUGGGCAUGCUCAGUGGUUUCAGUCUCUCUCCUGGAGCUGCUGCCCCGACGGAUCUUAUCAGAAAUGUGGAGAUACUUCCUGAGAAAGUCAGCCUCUACCUAGAUACACUUAACAAGUCAGAGAUUUGUAUCAGACUUCCGCUCAUCAGAGAUUACAAAGUGGCUCGCGUACAGGAUGCUGUGGUGCAGGUCUACGACUACUAUGAACCCACGAGAAAGACUAUGAGAACCUACAACUCCGAUGCUCUGCACAACAUGAAUCUGUGCUUCUUCUGUGGUGAAAAGUGUGAUCUCUGUAGGCCGGGAAUCACCAUCACCGUGCUUUCUCACUCUGUGAGCAGCGCCACCUACGGCUUAAUUUGCAUAUGUCUUGGAGUCACUGCUUCUUUUAUGGUGUAGUCUAAUUAGAAUGAAUUAUAGCGAAGAUAUAAUUAGAUAUAAUUAGCACAAAUGUUAAUAUGCACUGGAUGCAGUCAAAUGUGUAUUUCUGGACAAGUGAUUGUAAUAUUUGGAGGCCUGUUUGCAUGCUGCUCUUUUGCUUAGUGCCUUCUACUGUUUAUGAAGUAUUUUGUUUUAUUUCUUGUAAGAAUUAAUGACGAAUUACUGUCUUUGGAA